Moneuplotes crassus is the source of this 1296-nucleotide messenger RNA. The record is from the annotation of a GenBank genome assembly. NCBI's taxonomy places the organism in Eukaryota, Ciliophora, Spirotrichea, Euplotida, Euplotidae.
AUGUACAUCUCCAAAGAAGUAGUGGAGAAGAGAAACAAAAAGUUAGCCCCAAAGGCCCCAGAGUCUAAAGAGAAGUGCAAACUAGUCCUCCCCGACGGCACUGAGGUUGAACUUAGUAUCCUCGAGGGAACUCUUGGUCCUAAAAUGCUAGAUAUCAGAGAUCUGUACGCUAAAACUGGCAUGUUUACAUUCGACCCAGGAUACACAGCCUCUGGAAGUUGUGUUUCAGCAAUUACUUAUAUCGAUGGAGGAAAAGGUCAACUCCUAUACAGAGGAUACAAGAUCGAAGAUCUAGCAGCCAAUUGUACAUUCAUUGAAACAUGCUUCCUGCUUCUCUAUGGAGAGCUCCCGACAGCUUCUGAUCUUGCAGACUUUGAGGAAAGAGUCAAGGAUGAAAUGCUUGUACAUGAAAAGCUUAAAGAUUUCUUCAAAGGUUUUAACCCAAAAGCACAUCCAAUGGCUAUCAUGUGUAGUGUCAUUGGUGCCCUUUCAUCAUUCUACCAUGAGGACCUUGAUAUCGAAGAUCCAAAGCAGAAAGAAAGAGUAGCAAUCCAGAUGAUUGCUAAGUUCCCAACUCUCGCUGCUUUCUCCUUCAGAACAUCCAUGGGACUCCCAAUGGUAUAUCCAAGAAGGGAUUUUUCCUACACUGAUAACUUUUUGCAUAUGAUGUUCUCUGAUCCUAUGGAUCAAGAAGCUGUAAUCGAACCAGUCAUGACAGAAGCUUUAGACAAGAUUCUCCUUCUCCAUGCUGAUCAUGAGCAGAACGCCUUACAUCAACAGUCAGGAUCGCCGGAUCUUCCAAAGCAAAUCCAUUUGCGUGCAUUUCAGCCGGAAUUGCAUCCUUAUGAGGACCUGCCCAUGGAGGUGCUAAUCAGGCCUGCCAAGGAUAAGAAUGAUCCCUUCAGAAUCAUGGGAUUCGGACACAGAGUUUACAAAAACUUCGACCCAAGAGCAACAGUCAUGGCCAAGAUGUGCAAAAAGGUAGUCGAGACAAUGGACUCAAAGAACCAGGAGAUGCUCUCCAUUGCUCUCGAGCUUGAAAGAAUCGCUUUAGAGGACGAUUACUUCAUCUCUAGGAAGCUUUACCCAAAUGUUGACUUCUACUCAGGAAUUGUUCUCCAAAAGUUAAGUAUUCCUACCAACAUGUUCACGGUCAUCUUCGCUCUGGCCAGAACCAUCGGAUGGGUAUGCCAAUGGAAAGAAAUGAUGAGUGAGGACACAGUUAAGAUCGGAAGCCCAAGACAACUCUAUGUUGUCGAGAAAUGCAAAGAAUUUGUAGCCAUGAAUGAGAGAUAA